GGGAGGAGGGAGGUAGCAGCCGCCCGAGGGGACUGGCCUGCCGCGGGGUUACUUCCGCGGCCGCCCGGCUGGGCAGGCGCCGCGCUAGCGGAGCGCUUUUCGCCUCCGUUUGUCUCCCGUCUCUUCCCGUUCGCAGCUGCUGCUGCGCAACCUCUUCCCCGUCCGCUCGCUCGCUCGCCCCACCGGCGUCGCCUCCUUCUCUCAGCCUCGCGCAGCGCGGCCCGAUAGACAUACAGAGCUGAAGAAUCACAAGUUGAAAUGAGUAGCGAGGAUGCUGAUGUUCUACGUUGCUGGAGAUGUAGAAAAUAUAUAGCAAAUUCUGUUUGCCUUGCAAAAAGUAAUGGAAAGGAAACAUCCGAAACAUCACAGUCUCCGGCUGCUGCUCAGGAUUCUUGCAAUGUAUGGCAUGUGAACUUAGAAGCCAUUCCAGAGUGGGUGAAAUGUGUCAUUGAAAAGGCACAGUGGACAAUUGGAAAACUGCACUGUCCGUUCUGUGAUGCCUGCUUAGGAGGCUUUAACUUUGUUUGCAACACAAAAUGUUCCUGUGGACAGUUAGUAAAUAUACAUUUCUGCAAAAGUCAGACUGAAUACCAGCCAGCGUUCUGUGUUAAAUUGGCAAAAUCGUCAGGAAAACACUUACCUCUCCUCAAAAUUCAGUCUGGUUUCAGCAAGGAUACCUGCCAUGAAGUGGUAACCGCAACUUUGGAAAUGAAAAAUCAAGGGCUUUCGUACAUGGCCAGAAAUAAUAAUGGUACUGGGACAUUAACAGAAGCACUUUGUCUAGAAGUAAGAGCUCCAAGAUUUGAGAUGAAAAGUAAAAAACUUCCUUUCAAGGCAUUAAAUCAAAAAAGAAAUAAUUCUGCUUCCGAUCCUUUGAAUGAUGCAUGCACUGUAAAACCUUUUCACAAAAGAUCACAUAGUUUGGAUUUAAAUAUCAGAGAGAGACUUGUUUUGUCACCCAUGUUAUAUGAAACUUGCAGUACAGGAAAAAUUUACCAUGGUCAAAAUGAAAAUCCACCUGUUUACACACGAAGUGGCUUGCAAUUAGGAUCCAAUAUGAAAGGUGGUAGUUCUUACCAGGACCUAUAUAGUUCCAGUGCUGACAAACUACAAAAAAGGUUUCGAGUUACUUCCUUUACCACAUUACUACAUAGAGAAGCAGAAAGUGAGUGUGAUUUUGAAGCUACUGGACAAUCUUCUGGGAGUGCCAUUGCUAAUGAGUCACCCUUCGUGAUGAACCUUUCUUCACCUACAAGUGCUGUAGAAGAGGAACAGUACAUCACACCUGUUGGUCUUGUGCAGCCUACGAGUAUUUCCUUCAACCAAAAGCUGAACAAGAGGGAAAGAAACAAGUUGAAAAGCCUGAGGAGAAAACAAAGAAGGCUAGAACGGUGGCUACAGAAGCAAACUGCAAAUGAUAACCUGCAUACAGACGAUGAGCAUGAACUCAGAAGAGAUAAAGAAAGCUAUCUCUGUGCAGUGUGCCUGGACAUUUAUUUCAAUCCUUACAUGUGCUAUCCAUGCCACCACAUCUUUUGUGAACCUUGCUUAAGGAUGCUUGCCAAAGACAAUCCAGCCAGCACUCCAUGUCCACUGUGUCGCACUACAAUUGCCAGAGUCUUUUUCCAAACAGAACUGAACAACUCUACCAAAUCUUUUUUCCCUACGGAAUAUUUGAAGUUAAAAGAAAAUUUUCAAAAAUCAAAUUCUGCAAAAUGGCCUCUACCAAGCUGCAAGAAAGCUUUCAGAGUUUUUGAAGCAGGUUUUCAAAGACGCUCAGAUACUGUAACAAGGAGGCAUUUCCCACAUGCUGCUCACAGGAUGGACUACAUGGACUUUGAGGAUGACAGCCGUGGAUGGCGGUUUGAUAUGGACAUGGUGAUAAUCUACAUUUAUUCAAUCAACUGGGUAAUAGGAUUUAUUGUGUUCUGCUUUCUUUGUUAUUUCUUUUUCCCUUUUUAGUCUGUAGUAAUCACAGUUAAGGAGAAUGGCAGUCAUGUGAACCACAAUAACAUGAAUAGAAAAAAACUUGAUGAAGGCAAAACAUUUGUUUGAUAUUGCAUUUUUAUCAUUCAGAAUUGUAAUAGACCUCAUCAAGCAUGCUGUGAGGCUAUUUGAUACUUCUGCUAUAUGUGACAAAGUACUUGAGUUUGGUUCCAAAUAUAAUGUGAAAUCCAGAUCGUACUUCAUUCAUUGGCAGUUUUGCCUUGAUUUUGGUGGGAAUAGGAUUUACCCCUAACAUAUAAAAUAAUUAGUAUGUAGAAAUAUAGAAUACUGCAUGUUCUGAGGGGAGUUCUGUGUACUAUGACAGAAUAUGAUCCAUAGAUCAACUCUGUGGUGACCCACUUUUCUCACGCAUUGGUCCUUCAAUUCCUCAUACAUAAAAGCAAUAAAGAUGCUUCCCAUUUAUAGUCAGAUCUUUUGGGAACAAGAGAUUAUAAGCACGGCAGUGCUGCACCAUGCAUUAUUUAGACAUUCAUCUCAGCUAUUUCAAUGGUAUAAUUCAAAUCCUGGAAAAUUUUGAUGAUAGACCUGUCAGCAUUCAACUGUGGAGAUGUGCCAUACUUGAUGCCUGAAAUUUUGAGCCUAUUAACCAAAAAGAAAUUGUACUGCACAGUGCGCUGACAGUUCAUCUUUUCAGCAAAUGGCAAUCAGAAUGAAUCAACUAACAACCCCAAGUUCUGCACAUUAAAGGGACUAUUUUUGUGCAGAUUCGCAGACUAGCACUGUACCUUUUUUACCCAUCCAGAUGAGUGUGUUUGGAUUCAGCAAGACGGCUGAUGGAGGGCAAGCAGCAGGCCUGUUGGCUAUGAUGCCAUGAGACACUAAUCCCAGUAAAUAUUGGAGAAAGAAGCAUUCUCCAGUGUUAGAAGUCAGUGUCAUUAUUAAAUUGCUGUAACAAUUUGAUGAUACUCUCGAGUGUAGGCUUUCGAGGACUAUGUGUCUCCAGGGAGAUCACAUGAAAGAACACUAUUUAUUUGCACCUUUCCUGUGAAACAGUUUUAAAGCACUUUAUAGUUAUUCUAUAUAAAGAUUGCUGAGUUACAGUACCAAACUGCAGCCAGUUCAGCAAUCAUUCCAUACUUGCUGAUUUACACAGUAUUUUCAAAUGAAAGUGAAAGAGUAUCCAUUAAAUUAUUAAAAGGAUAUUAGAAGAUAUUGCAGAAUCAGGUGUUGAAGGAUGAUACACGGUAGUUCAGGGGUUUACUUUUCAGGAAGGUACAAGGAAAUUUUUAUUUCUUAGGCAUGACCUGCAAAGUAUGCUGUGGUUUCAUCUAGAAAAGCAUGUGAGUAUAUGUAUGUAGCUCCUCUGAUACCAGGAUUUGUGUGGGAGACCUGUGGUUUUUCAGUAGGUGGUGUACUCCCCUGUUCUAGCAGAGAACAAGGAGAAAUGUGUUGUGGAAGGUACCAUCUGCCAAAUGUGAUGGAAUGGAAUGAAUUCAGGGGUUUUAUUAAGCGUGUGCUUAUGUUUCUUUCCUAGAGCAGGGCCAGCAUGGUCAGUCUCUUAUACGCUACAAAGUGAUCAGGACCAGAAAUUUUCACUUAAUCUGAAAAACAGCAGUAAAUCAGCUACUAAUAUUUAGUUUUCUUACAGGCUGCAUAAACUAAACUCUUUGAGAAUAUAUGUGUAGAAUUAAAAAUUACAGGUCUAACUACACUGAUGGGACUAAAUAAACAUUUGCCAUCUUUUUUAAAUAUAUGCAAAUUUAAGGAGAUAUAACAAUUGAAAUUCACCAUCACCACAUAGUUAUGGUUGUGACAGAAAUGCAUUUUCUUUAAUUACAGUAUAUCUAGUUAUCUUGUCUCUACCUGAAGGCAGUUGGUUCUAGUACUGGUGGUAUUAGGCAUAAAGUUUUAAAAGCUUUAAGGUUGUAGUAAAGCACUUGGUGAAUUUCCCUCUUUAUAUUGGUACAAGCAGGUCUUUUAAAAGCUAGAGGGUUUGGGUCAUAGGUUCAUAUUUUGCUACAUGGAAUUGUGUAGGUCUGUGUACUCAAAUAUAAUCAAUAAUUUCAAACAUCUUUCUCAUCUAUGCCAGGACUGGGAUUCUAACUGCAAUUUUUGUUUGUCUCUCUAACCUUAGGAAUUUACUGCUCCUAUCCCAGCAAAGAGAGGGACUGAUUCACCUGUUAAGCCAAAAUUGCUCUUUUGAUCUCAGAAAAUACUAAAAUGAAAAGACGUAAUGAAAACUUACUUUAACUUAGCUGACCUAGUUUAAAAUUCCAGUAAUAAUGUAGUGUAAAACUAAUUAACCAGGAUAUCUGAUGAGGCAACAUCCUUAAGUAAAUAUUCCAAAAUAUACUGAGACAUAAGAAAAUAGGUACUAGCUAAUUAUAUAAGAGUUACUUACAUCAUUUUUAAUAGCAUGUUACCAUGGUUUUAUUCUGAAAAAGGCAACAAAGGAGAGUAAAAAAUCCUGGGUAGUAUUGGCCCCUUUUGUAUUUCCAGUGAGAAUUGAUGGCUGAGGGUGGCUGCAUUUUCCUAAAAGUAGGAGUGACAAUUUUGUAUGGCAUUUCUAACUGUGUAACUCUGCCUUUCUUCGAGGCCUAAACAAAAAACUGUUUCUUGGGCUAUAUUGUUUUAUGUUGUAUUGUUGUUACUAAUGACAGGGGAUAAUUAGUUUUAAAAGAUUGAAAAUGUACAUAAUGAAGACUGUUGCAACUGUGAGAAAUACCCUCCAUAGGAAAACACCUAAAAGGAAUAGAGUGGAGGUAUUUUCUUUUUCAUCCUUUAUUGUUUUUUUGAGAGACAUACUUUUGUAAAAAUACAAUAACAAUUUGAAGGCUUAAAUAUGGUUUUCCUUGAAGUCUGCCUGUAAAAUGCUGUUGAUAUCUGUGGGAGCAAGAGCAGCCAGGUCCUUUGUAAGCAAUUGUCUGGUUAAUCUGAUCCUGCUCUGCAAGCUUGUCUUUGUUAUCUACAAUAGUAUUAAAAUGUUUGCAAUAAAAUUUGAGUUGUUUGUAAUAUUUUUGCAGUCAUUUCACUAGAUUUUGCUUGGUAGAAUUAAAUUUUAAUAUUUAUUUCAAUCAAUGUCUUGGUUAUCCCG
Phalacrocorax carbo (great cormorant) is the source of this 5041-nucleotide messenger RNA. NCBI's taxonomy places the organism in Eukaryota, Metazoa, Chordata, Aves, Suliformes, Phalacrocoracidae. The record is from RefSeq and is a predicted model, not a curated record.